Photinus pyralis (common eastern firefly) is the source of this 2191-nucleotide messenger RNA. Its product is annotated as mothers against decapentaplegic homolog 4-like. Gene Ontology annotation, biological process: anatomical structure morphogenesis; regulation of transcription by RNA polymerase II; SMAD protein signal transduction. The record is from RefSeq and is a predicted model, not a curated record. Gene Ontology annotation, cellular component: heteromeric SMAD protein complex. Lineage: Eukaryota; Metazoa; Arthropoda; Insecta; Coleoptera; Lampyridae. Gene Ontology annotation, molecular function: DNA-binding transcription factor activity, RNA polymerase II-specific; RNA polymerase II cis-regulatory region sequence-specific DNA binding; I-SMAD binding. The coding region runs from base 30 to 1961 and encodes 643 amino acids. The transcript is spliced from 9 exons.
UGCAGUGUUUUAAGUGUUUACUAUUUUGAAUGUUGUAUUUUAGCAUGGCCAAUUUAUCUAUUAAUGCCCCUACAUCAGCCGACGCGUGUUUGAGCAUUGUUCACAGUUUACUGUGUCACAGACAAGGGGGAGAAAGUGAGGGAUUUUCUAAGAGGGCUAUCGAAUCUCUUGUAAAGAAACUGAAGGAAAAACGAGACGAACUUGAUUCUCUCAUCACUGCCAUUACCACAAAUGGGGCUCAUCCAACCAAGUGUGUCACAAUACAACGAACGUUAGACGGCCGACUGCAGGUAGCCGGUAGAAAAGGAUUCCCACAUGUAAUUUAUGCUCGAAUUUGGAGAUGGCCCGACUUGCAUAAAAACGAAUUAAAGCACGUUAAAUACUGCCAAUUUGCAUUCGAUUUGAAGUGCGAUUCUGUAUGUGUCAACCCAUAUCAUUACGAAAGGGUUGUUUCUCCUGGUAUUGACUUAUCUGGAUUAACACUACAGUCUGGGUCCUUACCGAUCGUUAAGGACGAAUACACGGCUGGUGCUGCACCCAUAUCCGGUAGCGUUGUAGAAGAUAAUGGAGAAAUGGAAACCUCACAAACCAUUCAACAUCAUCCUCCACAACAAAAUUUCAAUUUUAGCAAUCUUCAACAAAAUUCGGCAGGAAAUACUGCUCUGUACUCUGCACCAAACAGACCUCUAUUAGGACAACCUUCAAUAGUUCCCAAACUUGAACAUGGACUUGACACAUCUCCAAGACCUAACUGGUUACCUACGCAUGUUCAUCCACCUCUUUCUAAUGUAACGACACCAAUUCAUCAACAUACUCCACCAAGCAGCAACCAAGCACUAAAUUUACAUCCACAACAACCACCUGACAACACAGGGCCACCUGUCCACGUUCCCGGACCCCCCCACAAUGCUCAGCGUCAGUUUUUCAACCCUACUUCAAAUCCUGGUCAAUUAACGGACAGAAGCAACCUGGAAACCUCUUCGCUGCCUUUAGGUGGAACCGCACCAGUUGUCACGCACCAAAAUGGUUUUAACCGGCCCCCAAACAAUACUCGCCAAAUUAUAGCUUCGCAACCCACUACUACUGUAGGAGGCAUGUGGACUGGUUCCAACACUUUAACUUACACUCAAUCAAUGAAGCCACCUGACAACAGAUUACAACCGGCUGUUUAUUGGAAUCAUAAUAAUCGAGUUGCCAAUGAUAUGGGCACGACUGGCAGGUUACUUUCAAAUCAACCCGCCCCCGAGUACUGGUGUUCAGUCGCAUACUUCGAAUUGGAUACUCAAGUGGGUGAAACUUUUAAGGUUCCCUCCAGUUGUCGAACUGUGACAGUGGAUGGGUAUGUGGAUCCAUCCGGAGGAAAUCGCUUUUGUCUUGGCGCUCUCAGCAAUGUUCAUCGAACGGAGCAGAGUGAAAAGGCCAGUGUCUACCCUUUUAUCAGGUUACAUAUCGGCAAAGGUGUCCAGUUAGAUUUGAGAGGGGAAGGAGAUGUUUGGUUACUAUGCCUAAGUGAUCAUCCAGUUUUUGUACAGAGUUAUUACUUAGAUAGGGAAGCUGGACGCGCUCCAGGUGACGCGGUCCAUAAGAUUUACCCGUUGGCCUAUAUAAAGGUUUUCGAUUUACGACAGUGCCAUCACCAAAUGACAUCUCAAGCUUCUACUGCUCAGGCAGCAGCUGCCGCUCAAGCUGCUGCAGUUGCUGGCCAUAUUCCGGGCCCACAUUCUGUAGGUGGAAUCGCUCCGGCAGUUAGUUUGUCUUCGGCUGCCGGUAUAGGAGUGGAUGAUUUAAGGCGUCUGUGUAUUUUGCGACUUAGCUUUGUGAAAGGUUGGGGGCCAGAUUAUCCACGGCAAUCCAUAAAAGAAACUCCUUGUUGGAUUGAAGUUCACCUACACAGAGCACUCCAGCUGUUGGAUGAAGUUCUGCACACAAUCCCAAUUGACGGUGCCAGAGGUAAUCUUUAGAGAAGAUUAUAAGAAUAAUGGUGAAACAGAAUCUUCAAAUUGAUAACCAUCUUCCAAGAAAUAUAUGGGGCAACAAUUCCACCUGUUACCAUUCCUUGGAUAAAGUUACGUGAGAGCUGUUUUGGCUGUGAACCUCUACCAGAUAUUAAGUUAGUUCUCUUUUGUCAUAAAUUUUGUGCAAACAUAGUAUGUAACUUAGGAAAAGUUAUAAAUAUAGUUUUUAAUUACUG